Messenger RNA from Onthophagus taurus, 1648 nucleotides. Its product is annotated as broad-complex core protein isoforms 1/2/3/4/5. Gene Ontology annotation, molecular function: DNA binding; protein binding. The record is from RefSeq and is a predicted model, not a curated record. Gene Ontology annotation, biological process: regulation of transcription by RNA polymerase II. NCBI's taxonomy places the organism in Eukaryota, Metazoa, Arthropoda, Insecta, Coleoptera, Scarabaeidae. Gene Ontology annotation, cellular component: nucleus.
UAAUUUAGGGGAAUUCUUUUUCUUGGUUGGCGAAAAGAAGUAGCAAGAUAUUGAUUGAAAUUAAAAGGUUUAUUUUUAUGAUUGAGAUGGUCCGGUUUUUUCGCGAUAUUUUUGCAUCGCGGCGGUGAUUGAAAUUGGUGUACGGUGGGUUUUCGAACGCCGGCCAACCGCGCACGUGUAGGAUGUCCAUCGCCGACGAGCAACAGUUCUGUUUAAGAUGGAACAACUUCCAGGCUAAUAUCACGUCGCAAUUUGAGGCGCUCCGCGACGACGAGGACUUUACGGACGUGACGAUCGCGUGCGACGGGCAACGUUUACAAGCGCACAAGGUCGUCCUUUCUGCCUGUAGCCCCUUUUUUAAAGAAUUGUUUAAGACUAAUCCAUGUCCACAUCCAAUAAUAUUCAUGCGGGAUGUAGAGGCCCGUCACAUAGUAGCUUUAAUGGAAUUUAUGUAUGCCGGCGAAGUGAACGUUGCUCAAGCUCAGUUAUCUGCAUUUUUAAAAACAGCGGAAUCACUUAAAAUUCGUGGUCUUACUGACACAUCCUCGUCGGAACCUUACAAAGAAAGGGACGACGACACUGUGUACUUAAACCCAAAACCAUCGUCUUCAAAACAUGGCCCAAGUUUUCCGUUAAAACACUCAAGAAUAGCUCACAAGUCGCACAUUUCGUCGUCAUCUUCAAGCACAGUUACUUCUAGUCAAGAUGUGCCAGCUAAUAAUAAUAAUAAUAUUAAUAAAAUCGGUUCACCUCCGCCCAGUAAAAGGCAGUGUAAAAAUGAAAGGAUUGAGAGUGAUUUGCAACGGCUAAAGGAAUUGAGUACUUUUAAUGAGGAGGCGAUUAGCGUUAAUCCAUUUUCUUUACAAGAGGAUGUUGAAAGAAAUGGAGUGGUUGGUGAUGGUAUAGAGACAAAAAGUCCUGGUGUCAUUCCUAAAGUGGAACUACCAGAUUACAUUAGUGAUGAGGAAAAAGAUGAAAAUUCAGAUUUUUAUCAACACUCGCCUAAUGCAGCUGAUUUAACAGGUGGCAUGGAAAUCAUACCACAAGCUAAUGCUCAUUCAUCAAAGGAUAAUUCAGUAGAUGUAAAUACAGGCACGGACUCGAGAAAGCUCCACUCGCUGGACCCGCGGCCCUGCGAAGAAUGCGGCAGAGUGUACAGCAACUUGUCGAAUUUGCGGCAACACAUGAAACUGAUUCAUUAUCCUACAUACGUGCAGUGUCCCAUCUGCCAGAAAGACUUCAAGACUGACCUGUACCUACGCCGUCACAUGCUCGGCUCCCACGAAAUUGGCGGCAAAUUACCUAACGGGGGGGACAAAUUUAAACAAAAAAAAGCCAUAAUUCACGCGAAAACCGUUACAAGUCAACUCGGUUAUCAGAGUAGUACUAUUCCUAAGACGUAAAUAAACAAUUAAAAACGCAAACUUUUGUUAUCUUUUAAUUAAAAGGGUUUUUGUUGUGAUUUUAUUCCACUUGAAAAUGAAAAAAUUGUUUUUAUUAAGAAUUGAUGAAUUUUAAAUCAUGUGGUUUUCAAUCAUAAAUAAACACGCUUUAUAUUUGCGAUUUGUAUAGCGGAAACCUAUAUAAAAUUAGACAAAUUGUGCAAUUUUUUCUUAUAUAAGAACUAUUAAACGCCAUAAUUACAAAA